Messenger RNA from Spodoptera litura, 1489 nucleotides. RefSeq names its product E3 ubiquitin-protein ligase listerin (gene Ltn1). Gene Ontology annotation, cellular component: cytosol; RQC complex. NCBI's taxonomy places the organism in Eukaryota, Metazoa, Arthropoda, Insecta, Lepidoptera, Noctuidae. The record is from RefSeq and is a predicted model, not a curated record. Gene Ontology annotation, molecular function: ubiquitin protein ligase activity; ribosomal large subunit binding. Gene Ontology annotation, biological process: rescue of stalled cytosolic ribosome; ribosome-associated ubiquitin-dependent protein catabolic process.
CGAGGCGCUGGAGGCGGAUGGCCAGGCGGGCGAGGCGCUGGAGGCGGAUGGCCAGGCGGGCGAGGCGCUGGAGGCGGAUGGCCAGGCGGGCGAGGCGCUGGAGGCGGCGGGCGAGGCGCUGGAGAGCUGCGCCAUGCUGUGCGCGCGCCUGGCCACGGCCCAGCCGCGCCGCGCCGCACGUCUGGCGCUGCCGCUGCUGCGACUCAACGCGCGCCUCCCGCUGGGCGGCGGGCUGUCGAGCGGCACGUGGCGCGAGGUGCGCUCGUCGUGGCAGGACUGCGUGGCGGCGCUGGCGCCCCGCGACCUGGCGCCCUUCCUGCACGGCGCCGCGCAGGCGCUGUGUGACCUACUGUACACAAGUAGCAGCCGUGUUUUGGACACUACGGAAAUUGAAAACGUAUUGUGCUUAUGCCCUUACCUGUUCGAGCGCUGCGACGAGGCCGACGAGCCCGUGGACGUGGCCGCCGUGGUCCAGUUCACCCGGGCCCUGUUCCGCGCCGCCGCGCCCCCCGCGGGCCCGCGGCCCCGCCUGCAGUACUGCGCGCUGCGCUAUCUCGCCAUCACUGCGCAACUCAACUGCAUCUUCGACGACGACGAAAUCAUGGCGGCCAUUAUCAAGGACGCGCACGCCACGGACGUGAAGGAUAUUUGCAAGGAGGACUUUCUCAGUUAUGCAAACGAAAUCCUUCUGAGAGCGAUCUAUUUGCGAAUCAUGUUUUCGCACAAGGUGAGCUCGCCCGACGACGAUGACGCUUCGACCGACAGAUCUUGGUGCGACGUUUUACUGGCGGAUGACCACUUAUUGGGUGAAUUCUGUGAGGUCAUGUAUGACUACGCAGUCGUCGAAACACUGCACGAGGCGUACGCAUUCUGGCCGCACUACGAGCUGCUGCGCCGGGGCUGGGAGGCGCUGCGCGGGCGCGCGCUGCACCGCCUCGUGCCGGGCCUGCAGCCGCCCGCCCUGGACUGCGCGGCGCAGGACCUCAUGUCCGGGAACGGAUUCUUCCACAGCCUGCAGAUGCAGGCGGACGCGGGCGAGGCGCUGCGCGUGCGCCGGCUGGUGGCGCUGCGCAGCUGGGCCGCGGCCACGGGCGCGGCGCCAAUGGACCCGGCGUCGGCCGCGGCCACGGGCACGGCGCCAAUGGACCCGGCGCCGGCCGCGGACCAGGACCUGGACGUCUUCGUCGCCGCAUACUACGCGCAGCCGUCGUCCAUGCUUUUCGACAGAAACAUAUCGGAGUGCUCGUGGGCCGACGUCGCCAACAACGCGGCCGUGCUGGAGCUCAUGGCGGCCGCCGUGGAGGCCCGCGGCUGGCAGGCCAGCGCCGCCGCCUGGGACUUCGUCAACAUCGCGCUGUGCUCGCUGCUGGGCUCGGCGCGGCGCUCGCUGGCGGGCUGGGGCAGCGCGGCGCUGGCGGCGCUGCUGAUGAUAAGUACGGAGUUUUGCGAUAACGUACUAUUUUCACGGUCAGUCGGAUCCGAUGGUUAG